Messenger RNA from Spea bombifrons (plains spadefoot toad), 2558 nucleotides. It is a transcript of the gene PFKFB3, whose product is annotated as 6-phosphofructo-2-kinase/fructose-2,6-biphosphatase 3. Gene Ontology annotation, cellular component: cytosol. The record is from RefSeq and is a predicted model, not a curated record. NCBI's taxonomy places the organism in Eukaryota, Metazoa, Chordata, Amphibia, Anura, Pelobatidae. The transcript has 16 exons. The coding region runs from base 279 to 1829 and encodes 516 amino acids. Gene Ontology annotation, biological process: fructose metabolic process; fructose 2,6-bisphosphate metabolic process. Gene Ontology annotation, molecular function: ATP binding; fructose-2,6-bisphosphate 2-phosphatase activity; 6-phosphofructo-2-kinase activity.
GAUCAGAGACGACUAGAGAGGCUCUGGAGAGAGGCUGUCAGUACCUGACACGAAAUCGGCUGCAGUGGCUUUUAUAAAGAGAUCACCGGGAAAUUCACUGCGCCCAAUAGAGAGAAUUUCUUUUAUUUCCUUUUCAAACAUGUUUCUUCCCCAAUUCUGCGUUGCGAUCUGAAGAAAUCGGAGUCAUUUUUUUAAGAUUUUUCACCAAUCCAUCGCAGGGUAUAUUAUCUGGGGAAAUUAACUUCAUUUUACUAAGAUCUGAUUGAACACUUGCUGCCAUGCCUGCGGAGCUUAUGCAGAACAGGAUUCAGAAGAUCUGGCUUCCCAGCGAGGAGAUCCCCCGCUGCCCUAUCAAUGUGGGUGGCCCCCAACUUGCCAACUCACCGACUGUGAUUGUAAUGGUUGGAUUACCAGCCCGUGGAAAGACCUACAUCUCAAAGAAGCUCACACGUUACCUCAACUGGAGUGGAGUCCCUACAAAAGUUUUUAAUGUGGGAGAGUACAGACGGGAAGCCGUAAAGGAAUUCAGUUCUUUUGACUUCUUUCGGGCAGACAACAGGGAAGCCAUGAAGGUUCGAAGACAGUGUGCCUUAUCUGCGUUAGCAGAUGUCAAAUCUUACCUGACAGAAGAAGGUGGACAGAUUGCUGUAUUUGAUGCCACCAAUACAACCAGAGAGAGGAGAUCAAUGAUUGUUGAUUUUGCCAAAGAGAAUGAUUUCAAAGUAUUCUUCAUUGAAUCUGUGUGUGAUGACCCAAGUGUUGUUGCUAGUAACAUCUUGGAUGUUAAAUUGUCCAGCCCAGACUACAGGGGACGUGCCCCAAAUGAGGCAGUGGAGGACUUCAUGAAAAGAAUAAACUGCUACAAGAACAGUUAUGAACCUCUUGAUCCUGAUAACCAUGACAGGGAUCUGUCCAUGAUUAUUGUCGUUGACGUUGGCCGAAGGUUUCUGGUUAACAGGGUUCGAGAUCAUAUUCAGAGCAAGAUCGUAUAUUACCUGAUGAACAUUCACGUUCAACCCCACUGCAUUUAUCUGUGCAGAGCCGGUGAGAGUGAGCACAACCUUAAAGGAAAGCUUGGAGGAGAUUCUGGCCUAUCACAAAGAGGAAAGAAGUUUUCUGUUGCACUGAAGAACUAUAUUGAGGAACAGAACCUGAAGGAACUGAAAGUAUGGACAAGUCAACUAAAGAGGACCAUUCAGACAGCAGAAGUACUCAACAUGCCUUAUGAACAGUGGAAAGCAUUAAACGAACUGGAUGCUGGUGUGUGCGAAGAUAAAACCUAUGAAGAAGUCAAAGAAAUGUAUCCUGAAGAAUAUGCUUUGCGUGCUCAAGACAAAUAUCAUUACCGUUACCCGUCAGGAGAGUCAUACCAAGACCUGGUUCAACGUCUGGAGCCCGUCAUCAUGGAGUUGGAAAGGCAGGGGAAUGUCCUGGUUAUUUGUCACCAGGCAGUGAUGAGGUGCCUCCUGUCUUAUUUCCUGGACAAACCUGCAGAUGAGAUGCCCUACCUGAAGUGUCCAUUGCAUUCAAUGCUGAAAUUAACUCCAUUUGCAUAUGGAUGUCACGUGGAGACUGUCACUUUCAAUGUGGAGGCAGUAAACACCCAUCGGGAGAGAUCGGUGGAGGAUUUCAAGAAAUUCCCAAACCCACUGAUGAGAAGAAAUAGUGUGACCCCUCUUGCCAGUCCUGAGCCUACUAAGAAAGCUCGAAUAAAUAGCUUUGAAGAACUGACUGCUGCUACAUCUGCUUCAAUAUCUGGAUGUGCAGCCCAUGAACCUCCAACUGUCCAAGCUGCACAGCCUUUGCUAGGAAAGGCUUGCCUGGUGUGAGUGUUCCUGCACAGGACAACAUCUCCGUUUCUUUCUAUAUAGGACACGAGUGAUCUGUCCUGGAAAACAUGGCCAUCGGUAAAAGCUGAUGCCCCAAUUUUAUGUUGAUUUACCGAAGCUCUUCAAAACUUAUCACCCUGAAAAGUUUAGCCUCCGGCUGUUUCUGCCUAAAGCUGUUGGACUAGAGCGAAAAGGAAGAUUGCCACUGAGGAUUUUUUUCAUUUUUAUGUUAAACAAAGACUUCCAGGUCCUUUCAAUGGAGGAGUGCACAGCUGGAACUGCUUGAACACAAAUUACUUCUUAGUUAUGCUUCUUGUUUGGUUUCGUUUAACUUUGUCUAUAUUGUCUAGACAUUGUAUAGACAAUUUGUUUAUCUUUAAAUUCUUGAAUAUGAUGCCAUUCUUGGUCUCAUCGAGCUUUUACUAUCCAUUUUAAUUUAAAAAGAAAAAAUUGAUUUCCAGGAAUCAAAGAAGUACUAAGCGGAGAACCUUUAACUGCUUAAAGAACCUGCAUUAUGGAACAACAUCACAAACGAAAGAUAUGGAGCUUUCUCGUUUAGACCCUUGAGUGCCUACUGGGUGAUGUACUCGGCUGGCAUACAACCCGUUCAGUCGCCACUGCGUGGUACUCGGACCAUGGCCUGAUUUUUGUUACACACAGUUUAUGGAAGUUUGUGUUCAGAAUUGUUUUGAAAUCGAACGGCUUAGCCUGUAACUGAGGCCUGCGUCA